Heterocephalus glaber (naked mole-rat) is the source of this 1518-nucleotide messenger RNA. Lineage: Eukaryota; Metazoa; Chordata; Mammalia; Rodentia; Bathyergidae. The record is from RefSeq and is a predicted model, not a curated record.
GUGGCGGUGACGUGCGAAGGCGGAGUGGCGUUGGGUUAAGUGCAUAUGUAGAAAAAAAAUUUGGUAAGACAGUUGAAGAUCUCUACAACAGAAUGGAUUGCGCAGUGGAAAACAAUAUGUAUGCAAACAAAAUAUGGGUUCAAUGUGAGAAUGAAAGUUGUUUGAAAUGGAGAUUGUUGUCAAGUGAGAAUGCAGCCAGAGUUGAUCACAAUGAGCCUUGGUACUGCUUUAUGAACACUGAUUCAAGAUAUAAUAAAUGCUCUAUUUCUGAAGAAGACUUUCCUGAAGUGUCUCAACUUUAUAAAAGUGGAUUUAAGAUUGUCUAUUCACAACUCCCUCUUGGAAGCUUGGUUUUGGGAAAAUUACAGAAUUGGCCAAGUUGGCCAGGGAUACUUUGUCCUGAUCCUUUUAAAGGGAAAUAUGUAACCUAUGAUUCAGAUGGAAAUGUUGAACAGUAUCACAUAGAAUUCCUGGGUGAUCUCCAUUCAAGAUCAUGGAUAAAUGCAGAAUUUAUUGAAUAUUAUAAUAUCACAUUAAAGCCAGGAAAAUGUACAAAUAAAAAGAAAUGGUAUAAAAGUGCCCUACAAGAAGCAUAUUUGCUCUAUGGAUAUUCUCAUGAAAAAAGACUGGAAAUGUGCUACCUAUCGAAACAGGAUAAACCCAAAGCCAAUACCAAAGUUGCUGUGGUGGCCAAGAAAAGGAUACGCAUGGGUAGUGUCUCUAACAUCAAGAUGCAAGUUUCAAAAAGCAUGAUUGAAAAGAAAAAGCCUAAAUUUAGGAAAAGGAAAGCUCUUUUAAAAUGCUCUUUUGAAAAUGUUUGUUCAGAUGAUGCCUUAUCAAAGGAAAACAUGGUUGUCUCUGAAACAGAAGUUUUGCUAAAAGAGCUAGAGCAAAUGCUACAGCAAGCACUAGAGCCUACAGCAACACAUGAUAAGUCAGAACAAGAACAUGGAGAAGAAAUAAAUCCAGGAGAAAAGUUAUGUAAAUGCAGCCCUGAAGCUCCUGCAGGCAAUCCAUUUCAGAACCACCAUGAAGAGGACUAUCUUGUAAUUGAUGGGGUAAAAUUAAAGGCUGGAGAAUGCAUUGAUAAUAUAACCAACAAAUUUAAAGAAAUAGAUGAUUUGAUGUCUGAAUUUUAGGGCAUUAUACAUAUUUCAAAAGUAAAUUCUGAAAACAUUGGCAUCUUUAUAUUUUUCCUGAAGUUAUAAAUUAUAAAAUGUUUGGUGAACUAGGUAUACAUUAUACAGAAGUUGAUAAUUCUAAUAACUUCUUGCUUUAUAAUUUGAGAAUGUCCAUGGUUUUGAGAGCCAAACAAAUGGUAUUUCAGUUAGGGUUAAAAUAUUAGAAUUAAAAACCCUAGUAUUUAUGGAUUUUUUGUCUGCCUUAAUUUUAAAAUAUUUUAAGAAAUAUAUAUCAUAAACAUGAGUUUUCAAUGGUUAUUUAGGUCCUUUAUUUAAAUGUGACUAAGUAGUAAAAUGACUAUCCAUAAUAGUAUUAAUUACUAUUAAAAUUCUUAGA